Molecule: messenger RNA, 945 nt
Organism: Symbiodinium pilosum
Lineage: Eukaryota; Dinophyceae; Suessiales; Symbiodiniaceae
Source: the annotation of a GenBank genome assembly
AUGGAAUGGUUUGAAGUCAUUUUCAAGAAGGUCCUGGUCAAGAAGCGUUGCGACGAGAAAGCUCCCAGCUGGUGCUUGCUGGAGAAAGGCCGAAGAGUUAUGGUCUUGCCAAGGCGCGAGACAGAUGAUAAAGGGCAUGAAUGGGUGGAGCUCACGCCGUUCGAGCUCCAGCGGACCUGCCCAGAUUGCAAGGGUCGCAGCCCUGAGGAAGCAAGAGGUUUCCUCUUGAUAGAUGGCAGUGCCUUGGGCCUUGGUGCCCUCCUGCAGCGCGUAGACUUUGAUGCUGGGCCCGCGCGGCGUGCAGCCGCACUCUUGCGGGCGGUGGAGGCUGCCCCGGAACUGAAAGCGCAGGGUGACCGUCUGCUGAAGCGCGGAGAGCCCAAAGAGGCCCGCGAACGCUAUGCAGCAGCGCAUGUGGGCGCCUCCUGGGAUGCGGAUUUGCGAGCGGAGCUGCACAUCAAGACUGCAGAAGCCCUGCGGAUGGAGGGCCAGCUGGAAGAGGCUUUGAAAGAAGUCUGCGAGGCUUGCUCUUUCAUGGACAGGGAGAAGUCUGCUCCAGCCUUGCUGUUGCGCGGUAUUCUUCGCUUUGAUUCAGGGAAAUGGCGCGAGAGCUUGGAAGACAUCGAAAAAGCCCAGGAUCUUGCAGCCAGAGCCCAGCAAAGCCUGCAGGACCUGGCCAUGUGGCUGCGACGCGCUCGCGAAGCUGUUCGCCGUAAUGACUCAAGGAGCUUCUAUGCCAUCCUGGGUCUGCGGUGCGAUUGCGAUGCUGCAGAUGUGAGAAAAAGCUUCCACAAGCUUGCGCUGCAGUGCCACCCUGACAAGGUUCAUUCGACCUCGGAGGUCCUGAAGAAAUCGGCUGAGGCGCGAUUCAAAGCAAUCCAAGAAGCUUAUGAGGUCCUAAGCGACCCAAAGCGAAGGCGGGAAUACGACUAUGGCAAGAGCUGA